GGUGGCGAAAUGAAAGCCAGUGGGCUAGUAGUCCACGGCGAAGCAACCCCCGUGGAUCGCGUUGUUCGCCCUUCGCGUUCGGUUCCGAGGUCGACCCGCGAAUUAUUCGCCCGUCGCCACCCCCGACCUGUUAUCAGAGACGCGCGCGUUUGAAAUCACCGCGGAAACCCCUACGGGACCUCAGGAGAGUGUCCGUUCGCCAUGGAGGAAAGUUCGCCGAACAAUAUGCAGAGCCUUCGCGUGCCGUGAAAGUGCGCGUCUUGGUGGGUGAAAGUUUUUGACUGAGCGAUGACGAGUUCGACGACUGUGCGUGGCGUCCUGACGGAUUCUUAUGAUUACUCGUCGACUCUGUGGGAUGCCGUUUCCUCGAACAGCAGCGAGACUGAGCUGGAGACGUCGAGCGCCAGUCCCGCCGGAAGCCCGAGCGACACGGAAGAGCUCAACAAUUGGUGGGCGAUGCUCGCGCUCGUCCUGGUUCUCGGCACAGCCGCGGGAAAUAUCCUGGUAUGUCUGGCGAUCGCUUGGGAACGUCGCUUGCAAAAUGUUACUAAUUAUUUCCUGAUGAGCCUCGCCAUCACGGAUCUUAUGGUCGCCAUCCUGGUGAUGCCGCUGGGGAUCCUUACACUCGUCCGAGGAUACUUCCCGCUGCCGUCGGUUUAUUGCCUCGCCUGGAUUUGCCUCGACGUGCUAUUCUGCACCGCCAGCAUAAUGCAUUUGUGCACCAUAAGCGUAGACCGCUAUUUGAGUCUGCGCUACCCGAUGAAAUUCGGGCGCAACAAGACGAAGAAAAGAGUGACGUUGAAGAUCACCUUUGUCUGGAUCCUGAGCAUCGCGAUCAGCCUACCUCUCAGCCUAAUGUACUCAAAGGAGGAUGAUUCGGUGCUGGUGGAUGGAGCCUGCCAGAUCCCCGAUCCCCUCUAUAAGUUAAUCGGCAGCAUAAUCUGCUUCUAUAUCCCGCUGGGAGUGAUGUUGCUAACGUACGCAUUAACAGUAAGACUGUUGGCGGAGCAACAGCAGAACAUCGGAGGGACAGGAGCAGGUUGGUCAUCGGGGUGGUUAGGUGCCCCUCAGGGUGCUCCUCAGGGUGCGUCCUCCGCGACAGGGCUUGAGCGACGGGGCACCUGGAAGAGAUACCUCCUGAACAAGAGCUCGGGCGGUAGCGGCGGCACGCCGCAACACACCUCCGGCACGUCGACCGACACCGAGCUGACCACCCUCGACACCCACGAACUCUGGCUACAGGAGAGCGAGCCACCACCCUCGGCCAUGUCCGCCCUUCACGCCUUCGGCGCGGAGAUGCUGAAAUUGUCGAGGGGUCUCGAGGGGAUGGCCGGCAGCUCCAGCAGUCAGACUCCAUCAAAAUCGGCAACCCAACAUCAACAUCAACUUCAACAUCAACAGCAGCAGCAGCAGCAGCAGCAGCAGCAGCAGCAGCAGCAGCAUCAUCAUCAUCAUCAUCAUCAUCAUCAUCAUCAGCAUCAUCAUCAACAACAGCAGCAGCAGCAGCAGCAUCAGCAGCAACUUUUGCAGUUGCAGCAGCACGGUCCAUCACCGCGCAGAUGCAGUUUCCGCAACGGAGAGUAGCAUGUCACAGAGAGUAGCAUGUCCUGCUCGAGAACGAGCUUAUCGACGGAAGAAUUCGCGAGUCCUUGGAAGCAUCGAAGACGAGCGUCUACCUACAAUGAAGCUCACAUUGAGAGGACGAUGCAGAUUCUGGACUCGCCAAAAACAUCCAGAAAAAGGUCUUUCAGCUUCCACGAGCAGUCGUCCUGUCGCAAAGGCGAGGACGAGUCGACGCGCAAAAAGUGUCACUAUCACGACGGAGGAGCACAGGAAGGACCGAUACCGCAAACCUGUACGUGUCCUUAUUUCGGGGAAUCCUCAAAAAAGCCGCUACCGAGCGAGAUCGUCAUCGUUUCCAGCGACACUGCGAAGCCUAUUGGUAACAGGAACUUGGAAGUGAGUCUCCCAGGUGACACUAUGAGAUCCAUUGGCAACAAGGGUCCGGAAAUGGGUCUACUAGGCAGAAACAACAGUGCCAGAUCUACGGAGGGUGCCAAAGGUUACGAGCAGCUGACCCUCUCGAAUUCCGUGGUCACGUGGCGUAGCGGAAGGCGAGGUUCCAGCCUGGGCAGCACCAGGACCCUGCUGUCCGCUAACGCGAGAGCAACGCCGUUACGACGCGCGGCGACGAUGCGAGCGCACAACGGGGCGAUGGGCACGAACGUGACCCUGAACCAGAGCAAUCCAUCGUCGCCGAAUCUGCUGAGGUACCCGGGCGGCCAGGUACGCAGUCAUCACUCACGCAACAGCAGCGUAAUCUCGCGCAACAGCUCUCGCCACGGUAGAAUCAUCCGACUGGAGCAGAAGGCGACUAAGGUCCUCGGCGUGGUGUUCUUCACGUUCGUGAUCCUGUGGGCGCCGUUCUUCGUGCUGAAUCUGGUGCCGGCUGUGUGUCCCGAUUGCGAACGUCGCAUUGACCGCAAAAUCUUCGACCUGGUCACCUGGCUCGGCUAUGCCAGUUCCAUGGUUAACCCGAUCUUCUACACCAUCUUCAACAAGGUCUUCCGCCAGGCGUUCAAAAAGGUGCUGCUCUGCAGGUAUCGGAAUCAAGAGUGGCGACCGCCUAGGUAGGCUCUGGGCCCCGGGAGACCGGGGAUCGCCAUUAGCAGAGUGUGAACGAUGGGAAGAAGAUCGAUGUUGCGUGAAUUGUCAAAGAGACAAAGUCGGACUCUUCGAAUGGUGCUAUUCUAUUCGCGCGAUUAGCUUGUUUCGAGAAAUGUUAUAACGAAAGCCUGAAUAGCUAGUAUUCUUUACAUGUGUGUGUGUAUGUGUGUGUGUGUGUGUGUACGUGUGUGAAUAGCGCUGCUGAUUGUUGACGGAUUAAAAGUUAUCUAUCGAAUCUUCCUAUUAGCGACUCCUGUUAACGUUUCGUACCCAAUAAUAAUUUUAACAAACUAAAAAUAUUUUUUUAAAUCCUCCUAUAUAUAUGUACUGCUCCUACAUGUAAUACUUCAUAUCAAUUACAUAUCAAUAUGCAAUAAUAUGUAAUAUAUAAUAACGCCUAUUUUAAUAGUUUUCUAUUUAAAAGUAAUCGGCAUUUCCUAAAAAAAAAAUAUUUUAUUAUGAGAAAACUCAGAUCCCUUACUAGGAUUAUUUUUGAUAACUCAAUCGCGAGAUAAUUUUAUCUCCAUGCUAAUUUUUAUUUGCUUCAUUUAUGUUUCGUAAUAACAUUUAACUUAAGUAAUUUUCAAUUUCAAUACUAAACACAUUUUCCAUGUUCAAUGAUAAUAUCUAUCCUACCUGAUGUUUCAUCACGAUCAAAUUUAUGUUUUAUGCUUGAAUUACUUUUUAAUACAAGAUUCUCAAAUGAUUUUCUUUAUAAAUACACAAAUACCAUUCCUCGAACGUUUUCUUGCGUGCGUUUAGAACAAACUUUCCAAUAGCUUGAUCGCGCAAAGACUCGAAACGCGAGUAAACAAUCUGACUAGUAGUCUAAUAAGGAAACUGUAACAUAGUACUUCCAAACACGCUUCCUGUAACCGCAAAAUCACCCGAUAAACUACCGCUGACUAAUUAAAUUCUCAAUUGAAUUUCCCUAAUUAAAUCCCGCACGGAGUAACGAGGAAUUUGUAAAUAAAAACGGAACGACGUGCGUUUAAUUAUAAUUACGAUUAAGAGCGUAGAAUGUGUAUGUAUGUGUGCGUGUGUGUGCGCGCGCGUAUGCGUGUAUAAACUGUAAAAACUUGAUAGUACGUAAGCUGUUAUUAAUGAAAUCGGUGCUCAUGCGAAAAGUGUGUCAAGAGUGAAGUCAUCGAAGAACGAGGAAAGAUUCCAAGUUCGGCAAGAUAAAUGAAACGAUCGAUAGAGACUCAUUAAUGGCAUUAUAGUGUCGUCGAUGUAUAUACGAAAGAGAAAAAUAUCCUCAAGGAAAAACCCUUGAUCCUCUCGUUGUUUCUGGCAUGUAAAUCGCCACGCAAUAAUUAAAGAGACACGACAAGCUUCUUAUUAUCAUCCCCUAAUUAAUUUUGCGAAAUGUGCCCGGUGUUUAGUCACCGGUAUACUUUUCUUUUUAAUAAGAACUUUUAAGAGAUCACGCGAACUCAAAAUUUAUUCCAUAAAUUCCACAGGCUAAAGGAGACCCUAAAAUACAAUCUCCGAUUCAAUUUUAUUAUAAUUAUGCAACCAUAAAUAAUAUCCCAAUGCAAAUGUAUCGGCAGCUCGACAAUUAUAAAUCUCGAAUGCAAUCGCGUAACAAUACAAAUUGUCAGCGUUGUUGCGGAAUUGUAUGAUUCCGUAAUCGCCGAUUCUGAAUUCGAUUAUAUAAUGCAUGUACAAUUGCAGAUCCGGCAAUUGUAUCGAGAGUUCGCAACUACAGAUACGUAAGUGCACCGAUUGCGGAAUCGUAUGACGACAGUGCAAUCGCGGGGAUUCCCAGACGCGUUUACGGGAUACGAGGAGACAAAGGGAGAGGAGGGUUGCGGUGGAAAGGGGAAGAGAACGAGAGAGCAACCUGUCGUUCGCAAAAAUAAAGACACGAUCGUCGAAUUUGCGCAAGCGUGAUGCAACACCACGGCGCUACGGUUCGCCGUUGUAUCGAGCCGGUGAUUGGAGUACCAGGCGAGUACAGAGACGGAUGACGGAUACACACACGGUGACGACGAGCCCCCUAUCGGACCCCUCCAUCGGACCGCCCAAUCAGAAAAUCAAUUGUAGGUCGCCGCCGCAUUAAUCGUCCGAUCGACCGACUGUUCACCGUCGUCACACUAAUUAUUUAGUUUUCCAUCGUUGUUCGCGGCUUGUCCCGACCCUGCGGAAACCAUUUAAACUGUGCGCAACGAGAUGGCCACAUUUUACUGCCGAUCGUUCCCGGGAAAGAGACAACCGAUAGACGAUAUAAUGCCACGCAAUUUCCAUCAUCCAUCGAUUACGUUCAAUUAAUAACUUAAUGUUACCGUUAAAAAGGCCUCAUCACAAAUUUUCAAAGUACCUUACGCGCACGCAGACAAUUUAGCAAUCCCGGAUUUUUUAAAUUCAAUCCUUUUGUUUCAUUUAUUUAAAAAAUAAAUUUUAAUUUCCUCGUUUCUUUUAUUUAAAAUAACUAAUCUCGAGUUGCCAUAGAAAAUACCUUUCAACAUGAGGGAUAAUAAUAGAACGAAGUUUUGCGGGAGGGAAAAUCUCGCUGUAGAGUUAGACUCAAUUAUCAUUUACAGGAAAUUCGUUAAAUUAAGAUAUUAAGUUUGUUAACGUGACGCUAAGUAUCGUGCAUUUAGGACGAGCGAACCUUGCCAAAAUCGAUCGAGAUUAAUUGACCUCGCAAAGUCACGACAUCUGGAUUCGCUCGGGUUCGCAAACUCGAGGAAACCUCUCUAUCUGAUGUUACAACCGGAACGGCAUUAAUUAUACUUACUCAUUAACGCGCAGCACAAGUUACGUCCCUCGAUAAGGCGAUUGAAUGCACAAGAUGCAUUCGUUCUAAGAUUGAAACUCCCAAGAACUUAGUUACCGAGGUCUCAGUAACCGAAACAACACAGCGUGAGAGAAAAAAUUUCGAGUUGAAACAGAGUCCAAUGUAGAAGUAAAAAAAAAAAACAAUAAUCUGAUUUCAUUCCAAUCGGAAUAACGUAAAGGGAAAACAGUGUUAUUUUAUU
Messenger RNA from Solenopsis invicta (red fire ant), 5651 nucleotides. It is a transcript of the gene 5-HT2B, whose product is annotated as 5-hydroxytryptamine receptor 2A. Lineage: Eukaryota; Metazoa; Arthropoda; Insecta; Hymenoptera; Formicidae. Gene Ontology annotation, molecular function: G protein-coupled receptor activity. Gene Ontology annotation, biological process: adenylate cyclase-activating adrenergic receptor signaling pathway. The record is from RefSeq and is a predicted model, not a curated record. Gene Ontology annotation, cellular component: membrane. The transcript is spliced from 7 exons.